Molecule: messenger RNA, 3393 nt
Organism: Canis lupus familiaris (dog)
Lineage: Eukaryota; Metazoa; Chordata; Mammalia; Carnivora; Canidae
Gene: CMAH
Product: cytidine monophosphate-N-acetylneuraminic acid hydroxylase
Exons: 15
Coding region: 239-1975 (578 amino acids)
Molecular function (GO): 2 iron, 2 sulfur cluster binding
Source: RefSeq, a predicted model, not a curated record
UAAUAACUGAAAUUCUCACCAGGUUUUCAGUAGCCUCACUUAACUGCUGUGCUCUCAUAAUUGCUUUUGAAAAGGUUUUCUGGCUUCAAAGAAAUCAAAUCAAAUUUACCAAGCGAAUUGAAAUCUCCAGGCUGCCGUCCUUCUAGAAGCUCUAAACACUUAAAAGAAGGUUUCAGUUUCCUUCUGUUUAUAUUUUCUUAAGAGCUGUUUUGUGCAGUUUGGCCUCUUCUUUCCUGGAAUGGAACAAAGCAUCGAACAAACAACAGAGAUCCUCUUGCAUCUGUCACCCAUUGAAGUUGCCAAUCUGAAGGAAGGAAUCAAUUUUUUUCGAAAUAAGAACACUGGCAAAGAUUACAUCCUCUACAAGAAUAAGAAUCACCUGCGGGCAUGCAAGAAUAUGUGCAAGCAUCAAGGAGGCCUGUUCAUAAAAGACAUCGAGGAUUUAGAUGGAAGGUCUGUUAGAUGCACAAAACACAACUGGAAGUUAGAUGUGAGCACCAUGAAGUAUAUCAACCCCCCAAGCAGCUUCUGUCAAGAUGAACUAGUUGUUGAAAUGGAUGAAGAAAAUGGACUUUUACUUCUAGAACUGAAUCCUCCUAACCCCUGGGAUUCAGAACCCAGAGCUCCGGAACAUUUGGCUUUUGGAGAAGUACAGAUAACAUACCUCGCUCACGCCUGUAUGGACCUCAAGCUGGGAGACAAGAGGAUGGUGUUCGACCCCUGGUUAAUAGGUCCUGCCUUUGCCCGGGGAUGGUGGCUGCUGCACGAGCCUCCCUCUGAUUGGCUGGAGAGGCUGUGCCAGGCAGACCUAAUUUACAUCAGUCAUAUGCACUCGGACCAUCUCAGCUACCCGACACUGAAGAAGCUUGCUGAGAGAAGACCAGAUAUUCCCAUUUAUGUUGGAAACACGGAAAGACCUGUAUUUUGGAAUCUGAAUCAGAGCGGUGUCCAGUUGACUAAUAUCAAUGUAGUGCCAUUUGGAAUAUGGCAGCAGGUAGACAAAAAUCUUCGAUUCAUGAUCUUGAUGGAUGGCAUUCAUCCUGAGAUGGACACUUGCAUUAUUGUGGAGUAUAAAGGUCAUAAGAUACUUAAUACAGUGGACUGCACCAGACCCAAUGGGGGAAGGUUGCCUGAGAAGGUUGCUCUAAUGAUGAGUGAUUUUGCUGGAGGAGCAUCAGGCUUUCCAAUGACUUUCAGUGGUGGAAAAUUUACUGAGGAAUGGAAAGCCGAGUUCAUUAAGACAGAAAGGAAGAAGCUCUUGAACUACAAAGCCCGGCUGGUGAAGGACCUACAACCUCGAAUCUAUUGUCCCUUUGCUGGGUAUUUUGUGGAAUCCCAUCCAUCAGACAAGUAUAUUAAGGAAACAAACAUCAAAAAUGACCCAAAUGAGCUUAAUAAUCUUAUCAAGAAAAACUCUGAUGUGAUAACAUGGACCCCACGACCUGGAGCCACUCUUGAUCUGAGUAGGAUGCUAAAGGACCCAACUGACAGCAAGGGCAUCAUAGAGCCUCCAAAUGGGACAAAAAUUUACAAGGAUUCCUGGGACUUUGGACCAUAUUUGAAAGUCUUGAAUGCUGCAGUAGAAGAUGAAAUAUUUCUUCACUCAUCCUGGAUAAAAGAAUAUUUCACUUGGGCAGGAUUUAAGGAUUAUAACCUGGUGGUCAGGAUGAUUGAAACAAAUGAGGACUUCAGCCCUUUUCCUGGAGGAUAUGACUAUUUGGUUGACUUUUUAGAUUUAUCCUUUCCAAAAGAAAGACCAAGCCGGGAGCACUCGUAUGAGGAAAUUCGGAGCCGGGUUGAUGUCAUCAGAUAUGUGGUGAAAAAUGGUCUACUCUGGGAUGACUUGUAUAUAGGAUUCCAAACCCGGCUGCAGCGGGAUCCUGACAUAUACCAUCAUCUGUUUUGGAACCAUUUUCAAAUAAAACUCCCUCUAAUGCCGCCCAACUGGAGGUCCUUCUUGAUGCACUGUGGGUAGAGCAGAUCUGAGUUCCCCAGUUCACAGAGAUGCCAAAAAAACAGAAAAUUCAAGAAUUUACUGACGCUACAUCUUGAUCACAGGAAGCUUAUACUAAAGAAUCACCUUGCGGACAUCAAUGAUGGAUAAUUACACGUUGGAUUUGCGAGAUGUUCACAUAUCUUAUGUUUGUGGGUCACUACAUAGCUGAAUUUAUGAAUGAAUUUAUGAAUUUAUGAUUUAUGAAUUUAUGUUUUACUUAUUCUAUACCCGAUUCUCUGUAAAAGAACCGAUGACCCUACAGGAACAGAUUGUCUGUGGGAAGAAGAUGUGAACCCAGGCAUUGAAGAAAUAGAACAAGAAGAGACAAUUCUCUAGAGGACAAUGAGGAAACCAGAAAGGAAUAAGAGAGCAAAAGUUGGGUUAGAAAAAGAGAAGAAAGAAGAGAAAUAGAUAAAUGAAUGACCAUGGGAAGAGAACAGGAAGGAGGAAAAACCUAAAAUAGAAUUAUGAAAGGAGCAUAUACUAAUAGACAUUUUGUUCCUGUAAGAGAUUGAUUCCUAUAAUAGGGUCCAUUAAAAGAAUUGGGUAAACAGAGCUCAUAAGCUGUUUUCAGUUUUUUAGAAAGCUUUGUUGGAAUCAUGCAUUUGUCAAAACAAGGCUGCAGAAGCUCCGUUCCAAGGUAAAAUUUCAUUGGGACUGAAAUGAUUUUGAUUCAGGCACAGAAUUAGUCAUUUCAUGCAGCUUAUAAAUUCUAACCAAUGAAAAGAUCUUUGAUUAAUAAAAAUAUGAAUACUAACUAGCAAUAAAGUAAGUUUUAUAGACAAAAAUCUUUCAAAAUCAGAAAAAUCAACAAUAAAAAUCUAUACCUUGAAAAAAUUGAGAAAUCCUCUUUUGAACAUGUAAAAACAUUGUUUCAAUGGCUAAGAUAGGCAACUAAUUUGUUUCUAGUACUGUCUGUAGUUUUUGAUGAUAUUUGCAUGAUUAGGGCACAGCCAUUCAAAUUUAUCCCUAGAAAAUGUGAUAGUUAACAAGGGUUCUAUUUUAUAUGUUGAUGUUUUCUAGUACAACACACACACACACACCUCAUUAAUUGAACAUCAACAUUGAUUUUCUGAAUAUAUAUACUACCUCUUUAAUUCAGAAGAUAUGAGAAUCCAGUGGUCGAAUUAAUCUCCUUAAAUAUCUAAAUUCACACUUGGUUAUGAAAAUGAUGAUCUGUUUCUCAUUAAGAUUAAUACCAAUGAUAUUCCAUUACUCUGGUUUACCUCACUCAUUAUACUUAGGCACAUUUCACAGAAAUACUUGUAAUUCAGGAAUUGUAUUUUGUGAUUUACACUAUGUGGUUAAUUAUUCAAUUACUAAUGAAAAUUAAUAUAUAUAUAUAUGUAUGUUAAAAUGUUUAUGAUGAGCAAAUAAAGACCAUUUUAAAAUGUGAA